Adineta ricciae is the source of this 1815-nucleotide messenger RNA. NCBI's taxonomy places the organism in Eukaryota, Metazoa, Rotifera, Eurotatoria, Adinetida, Adinetidae. The record is from the annotation of a GenBank genome assembly.
AUGAAAAAUCCUACGUUACUUUGGAUUAAACAACGAUGGCGUCUAUUAUCAGUUUUACUUAUUCCAUUGAUUUUUUUGCCAUUACCUAUCAUUCUACAAUCGCCACAAGCAAGAUGUGGCUAUAUUGUACUUAUUCUAAUCAGUUUCUGGGUCUUUGAAGUGAUCCCAUUGCCAGUUACGUCAUUACUACCAUUGUUUCUUUUUCCAAUGGCCGGUGUUCUAGAGCCCAAGGUCGUGGCAGCAUCAUAUUUCGAUAAUACCAUUGCACUUUUCUUUGGUAGCCUAUCAUUUGCAUACGCUGUUGAAUCUGUCAAUCUGCAUCGCCGCGUAGCAUUGUUUGUAUUAAGUAUAGUUGGUACAUCAGUAAAAUGGACUAUGGCUGGCCUCAUGGGUGUGACAGCAUUUCUUUCGAUGUGGAUUAAUAAUUCUGCUGCUACGUCUAUCAUGUUACCAGUAGCACUCGCCAUUAGUGAUGAACUUGAACGUCAUGCGAAGAAUUUUCUUGAUAAGACUCAAGCAAUCAAAGAGGCAACAUCAGCUGUCAAUGACGUGUUGGAAUUAACGGAAACGGAAGUGCCAGAUGGGCGCAUAACGAAAGAAGUUAUUCUUGGUGCAUUUCAAAUUGAAGAACCAAAAACAGAAGUUGUUGUUGAAGUGAAACAGCGUUUCUCGUUGUCACAUCGAAGACAAAGUCAUGUCAAAGUAGUGCAGCCACUUCAAAAGAGAUACGAAAAAGUUCGAAAAGGUUUUCUUCUUGCAACGGCCUAUUCAGCGACUAUCGGCGGCUUAGGAAGUCUUGUUGGUACGGCGCCCAACGUUUUGGUUAAAUCUUUUGUCGACGCGCGCUAUAAAAACACAGAUUUUCGCGUGCAGUUCCUGGACUUUCUUCUGUAUGCAUUACCAGUGUCAGCAAUUAUGUUGAUAUUCUGCUGGCUGUGGUUACAAAUAUAUUACAAUAGGAGAGAAUUCUUUCAGUGCAAGAAGGAUGCUGAAACGCAAGAAAUUCAAGCUGACUUGAAAGCGAUGUUAGUGAAAAAAUACAAAGAGCUUGGACAUCCGAAUUGGAGUGAAUACUGUGUUGCGUCCAUUUUUGUCCUCACAGUUGUUCUCUGGAUAACAAGAGACUUUGGCGGUACACCAGGAUGGGAUGUUCUUUUUCGAGAUAAACAUAUUAGUGAUAGUACCGUUGCAGUAUUUUGUGGUGUACUCCCAUUGAUCAUGCCUAAUUCUAAUCCAUUCAAAAGCGAUUGGAAAUAUGAGCCAAUUGUUUCAUGGAAUGUUCUUGUGAAAAAUAUUUCGUGGGAUGCGAUAUUUUUACUUGGAGCCGGCAUCUCAAUAGCAUCAGCAUUCGAAAUGUCAGGCUUAUCGAAAACGGUUGCAAAUGCAUUGAAAUUCUUAGCCCAUGUUCCCAAAGCUGUUGUGGUGCUUUUAGUCAUUAUCAUUAGUGCCUUAUUCACUGAAGUUACUUCAAAUCUCAGCACAGCAAGUAUUUUUCUUCCAGUGCUGGACUCUGUGGCACGUUCGUCUGGCAUUCAUCCAGCAUAUCUUAUACUUCCUUGCACCUUAGCUGUGUCUCUUGCCUUCAUGUUACCAAUCGCGACACCACCCAACGCUAUUGUUUUCAGCAGUGGUGCUCUCCGUAUUAUUGAUAUGAUUAAAACUGGCAUUGUCAUGAAUAUAAUUGGUUUUCUGGUUAUAUUUCUUGCUGCCAUGACUUGGAUGCCAAAGAUUUAUAAUCUAUCUGACGAAGCAACGGAGAUCUUUUUUCAAGUCAACGCGACCACAGUGGCAUCAACAAUGAGAAUAAUCGGAUAA